CCGGAAGCGGAAGUGCCGAAGCCGCAGAGGGGUCAUUCCGUCUACUGUUUGGUGUCCUUCUCGCAAAGCUCCGUGCGCCCAUGUCAUUUUAGUAGGUUUGGUUUGGCGCGUCUCUCCGAAAUGUCAGGUUACACGCCGGACGAGAAACUCCGCGUGGAGCAGCUGACCCAGCUGAGGCGGCGCUGGCUCAAGGACCAGGAGCUCAGUCCGCGGGAGCCCGUGCUCGCGCCCGAGCGAGUCGGACCCGUGGCCAAGUUCUGGUCGCGCUUCCUGGAGCCCAAGAGUCUCUGGAGGAUUUACACAUAUAAAGUGUACAGCGCAGGAGUGUUCACGUUCACACGACUGCUGAUUCCGGCCUGGAUAGUGCAUUACUACGUCAAGUACCACGUUGCAAAAAGGCCAUAUGGUAUUGUGGAGCUGAAGCCCAAGUUGUUCCCUGGAGACACGGUUCUGGAAACUGGAGAAGUUAUUCCUCCCCUCCCAGAGGAAGAGGGCCAUGGACACCACUGAAGAAAAGGAUGGGCACAGAAAUGGACAUACGCCGCUUCCUUCUGUUUCUAUGACACAUGUAUAUAUUAAUAAUUAAAGUGAAUUUAACUUCC
Scleropages formosus (Asian bonytongue) is the source of this 602-nucleotide messenger RNA. It is a transcript of the gene ndufb6, whose product is annotated as NADH:ubiquinone oxidoreductase subunit B. The record is from RefSeq and is a predicted model, not a curated record. The coding region runs from base 121 to 510 and encodes 129 amino acids. The transcript is spliced from 4 exons. Gene Ontology annotation, biological process: mitochondrial ATP synthesis coupled electron transport; mitochondrial electron transport, NADH to ubiquinone. Gene Ontology annotation, cellular component: respiratory chain complex I. Lineage: Eukaryota; Metazoa; Chordata; Actinopteri; Osteoglossiformes; Osteoglossidae.